Frankliniella occidentalis (western flower thrips) is the source of this 2505-nucleotide messenger RNA. RefSeq names its product solute carrier family 66 member 2. The coding region runs from base 283 to 1071 and encodes 262 amino acids. The record is from RefSeq and is a predicted model, not a curated record. Gene Ontology annotation, biological process: retrograde transport, endosome to Golgi; phospholipid translocation. NCBI's taxonomy places the organism in Eukaryota, Metazoa, Arthropoda, Insecta, Thysanoptera, Thripidae. The transcript is spliced from 5 exons. Gene Ontology annotation, cellular component: endosome; trans-Golgi network.
UCUCAUUAUUUAGUGCUGUUUGGGUAGAAGAAGAAAUAACACAGAAUCAUAGAAUCAGCUGUCUGUCACUUGGCAUCUUUAAAGUUUUAGCGCACAUUACAGUGCAAAUAGACUGAUACGAAUUUCUUGUUAUCAAGCACGUUUUUUUAUCUCCACACUCUGCCUCUUUUAUAGCUCUUUACGGUAAAAUAACGGUGUUUCAUAGGGUGAUAUAACGGCUACGUCAAUGUAAAUAAACAAGCUGCAGGUUACAAAGGUUACAUAGAGAUACAGAGUUUGAAAAUGGAUGUUCCUCAUGAUGGUACUGGGCUAUCUGCCGAACUGCCUGAGGAGUAUGUGGAGGAUAUCACAGGAUCAGUUCUGCUACUGCAAGUCAUUGGUGCAUCUUCAGCAUGCGCCAUGAUAUUUGGUGGAGUUGUACCAUUUAUUCCCCAGUAUUAUGAAAUUAAACGAACCAAUAAUUCUGAUGGAUUUUCAUUGUAUGUGUGUUUAGCACUGUUAGUCGCAAACAUAUUAAGAAUUUUAUUUUGGUUUGGAAAACGAUUUGAAACUCCUCUUCUCAUUCAGAGUAUGAUUAUGAUAGUAACCAUGAUGGUGAUGAUAAGAUUGUGUGUUGAAGUGCGCAGAAAUCAUGUAAUUCUGAAGGUUCGUGACCGUGUCUUGUCAGAUAUGGACCUGCGCUUCUUUUGGAAAUGGACAGAUUUCCAGUCUUAUGUGGAUUGUACAAUGCUCAUGGCCAUAGUUGGCUCCAUUGUUACAUACAUGCUUCUGGAUGUCCCCAUUUUUGUAGAAAUUCUUGGAUUUAGUGCACUUUUAACAGAGGCCCUCCUAGGGGUUCCUCAGCUCCAAAGAAAUUACAUAUCAAAAUCUACUGAGGGUAUGAGUGUUACCAUGGUUCUUAUGUGGACAGCUGGUGAUGUUUUCAAGACUCUGUACUUUUUGGUUCGUGAUGCACCAUUCCAGUUUUGGCUUUGUGGGAUUCUGCAGGUAUCUGUAGACAUGGCAAUAUUAUCUCAGGUCCAUCUGUAUCGACAUAAUGUCCCUGCUCACCACAGUAGCCGCUCUGAUUAGGAUCCUUGCAUUUGCGUCUACUACAUCAACUCACUUUAAGGUAAAUCAAUAGUUUGUAAGCUUCUCGUUCAUUAGCGUUUUUUUUCCCCACACAACCUCUAACUUUUUAGGACCCUUGAUGUAAUGGAAUGUGACCAAGAUAUCUAUCCAUCAGCAGAUAAUUUAUUCAAUCAAUAGGUUAUACCUAACUAUGUACCUUACACCGCAAAUUUACUGAUCUCAAAACUAUUUUUUAGCUGGGAUAAGGAUUGUUUGAUAAAAAGAACUAUUUUUUUUAGCUCAGACAUGGAAGAUUUGAUAAUAAGGUGCAAAAUUAUUUUCUGCAUGACUCUUGUAAUGUAUUGCUUUAUGGGAUAUAGCUUGAGACUUGACCUCAGUUUUAGUCAUGUUUCAGUCAAAGCGUUAGGUCGAAACAAAAUGCCUCAUAAAAGUUCUUUGAAAGAGAGACCCUUUUUUUGUAAGCUAAGAAAAGAUGAAAGAUGUAUGUGAAAGGUUUUCUGUUAGUUCACUGAAACAUCAACAAUGCUUCCUUUUUGAUAGCUGUAUCAAAUAUGCCCAAAAUGUACAACACACUCUGCCUUGGGGAUUGCCUCUAAACAUGUAGGCUUCAUGAAUGUUAUUUGGUUUACAUGAAACCAGUAAAACUACACAAAGUUGGAAGUACAGCCAGUACCUUAAUGUGUUAAAGGCCCAUUGAAUGUACUUACGUACUGGUUUCACUGACAAAAUUCAUGGCUGUGCACUUCUAGAAUAAGUUUAAAAGAACUACAGUAUUUAUUUUCGUAGAUAAACUUGUUAAAUAUCAUUGACAUUUGAUCAAUUUUUAUUUUUGCCUAGCAUCUUAUUACGUAAUGCUGGGCAAGUUAGCUUUCUACUUGUAGGAAAAAGAUAUUUCAGCAAUCAAAGUGAUAGUGCCAUCACAAUAAAAUGCAUAUUCAGGAGCUUCCUGAAAUCUACCCAAUUGAGCAAAUUCUUUUGGAGGUUGCAAUUAAGCUCAUGUCUCUUUAGACAUUUCAUCUUCCAGAUUUAUGCUUACUAUCCCUCAAUUUUUAAAUUAUUGCGAGAGAGUGGGAGGAAUUUAAGAGCUAUCACUGUAAGACUGACAGUCGUGGUGUGUGAGCUUCCCAAUUUUCUUUUUCAAUAUUCUAUGGUAACAUAUUGUAUAAAACUAACUGGAGUACUGUAGUAUUGUAAUGGUAACACACCAAUGCCUAAAUGCAUUUAGGACAUGUUUUUAAAAAUGAAUAGUUAGAUUACUAUUUUCCCAUUUACCUUUAUGUACAAAAUGUCUAUUUGUAGCUAGUCAAAGGCACAAUCAAGCGGUGAUUACUGCAUUCUGUUAUUUAUCCCAAUGUUAACCAAUAAGAUGCAAACAACACUAAUAUUUUGCACUAGUCAAUUUUAUUGUGUACAGGAAAUAAAUGGAUAGCUUAA